AUGAGCAAUCAAUCUCGCCGCGAUCCGAGGGACCUAGGCAACAUGGCACCCAGCCAAUCCGCCGUUUACGGCUAUCACGACGCAAGAUCUCAACAACCUAGAUCUGGUGGCCCAGGCACACAGCAAGUGCCUCCUACUUCGCAGGCGUUCAUGACAUCGCACUGGACCAACCCCGCGCUCGCCGCGCAGUAUUACGAAUACGUCCCACCCACUGCCCAGAGUCCCUUCUCCAACCACACCNCCUAUCAAAACAUGCAGUCAUUGACUCCUGUUUCCUUCGGUAACCCCAGCUACCAGGCACCACUCGACCCUGCAGCGCAGAUGCUCCAGAACUGGUCGAUGGCACAGUCUGGCUAUGCUUUUCCAGGACAACACCCUGUGCAGCAGACUNGUAAUGCAGUAUGCCCUUUCCAGCAGACUGCUUUCGAGCAGGCUCCUGUUCAGCAAGCUACAAUAAAGUCGCAAACUGAUGUCAAGCAAGACCUUGAAGCCGUCGACGUGUACUCUGGCAACUACGUCGACUUCAACAUGGAAGACGACCCGAGUGCGCAGCUCAUGGCGGAGCUGAACCAAGACAUCCCCGAGACUGCGCACUCCGCCACUCCACCAGCUCACCGGUCUCCUGAAGUGGGCGACCACAAGUAUCAGGAUAUGAACCAAGGCUGGGGCAAUACUACGGUCGACGGUAUUGAGUUUGACCUGAGUGACUCGAUAUUCCCCGUCCCUCAGACCUCUCACAGCGCCGAAUACGAGACUUCCAGAAGCUUUGAGAAUGAGCAUCACACCAGCGAAGCUGAGAAGGUUCAGGAGAGCCAGCUUUCACAGCAGGUUGACCAAGUUGUUGCUAGCUUGAACGAUGAGGAAAUGCACACUGUCGACUUUGAGGAGCAGACUGUCAUCAGACGCACCGGCGCAAAUGUCUCUGCUAAUCAGGACAACAACGUCGAUGUUUACUCUAAGGAUCACGUCGAGGACUCCGCUAACGAAAGAGAAGGCUCGACCCCUCUCAAGGGCAUGGAGCAGCGCGAAAACUCCACUCCUGGACCAGUCGAAAACUCCGGCCAUGUCUCUGAGACUCAUGUCGACGAAGAAAACGUCAUGCAGGAUGACCCUCCCCAAGAGCUUGAUAUUGAAGACAAAGACGCCCAAGACGAUAUUUCCGACCACGAUUCAGAGGUAGAAACUUCUGGCACAGAAGACGCCAUGGAGAACGAUGUCGCCGAAGACGAGGACGCAAAUGCCAUUGUUUCCGACGCCGAAUCAUCCUCUGCUCAGGAGAUUCACGACUCUGUUGUCGAGGAUGCUGGUGCUAAGGACUCGCCUCAAGUCGAGUUCGAAGGCUACAUGCUUACUAAAAGCCGCCUCAAGACCAUCAAGAAACACAUCGCAAAGAAGGAAGACAAGGAACUUCACCACAAGGCAUUCAAGCUGCAGCCCCACAUACUUCCUGCCCAUCGCUAUUGGGUCGCCAUACUCAUGCACAAGGUGCAGCCUCAGAAGGCCAAGGUCGAGAAGGACUUUGUUUGGCUCAAGGGAUCCAAGGUAAAUCNNAACACAGUCGAGACUAUGUGGAACAAGUACCGUGAGGUGACCACCGAAGAACAGCACCAGAUUCUCUUCUGCGGCAGAGUUCCAAGUUUCGCCAACACGCUUGAGGAGUUGGACAGAUUCGGUGACAAGUUGAUCGUCUUCCGCGCUGCUAAGCAGGAGGUCAUUGUCAUCGACUGA
Messenger RNA from Aureobasidium vineae, 1728 nucleotides. The record is from the annotation of a GenBank genome assembly. NCBI's taxonomy places the organism in Eukaryota, Fungi, Ascomycota, Dothideomycetes, Dothideales, Saccotheciaceae.